AUGGCCCAGACCAAUGGAGAGUUGGAGCACUCGAAAGCAGAGACUCCGGAACAACUUACCAACGGAAACCACCCCGAGGGAGCUCAGGAAGAGGAGCAGAAUGGAGGCCUUUUCCAGAUCUCUGUGAAGCUUCCUCACGAGCCUUAUAAGAUCCAGGUGAUGGUGUCAAGCCAGGAGCAAGUUCAGGAUGUCCGACAGUCAAUUGUCGAGCUUCCCAGCACCUUCCAGUAUACUUGCUUCCACCUGGAGUUCAACGGCAGCCGCAUCAAUGACUUUGUCGAGCUGUCUGAAGUUCCCGACUUGAAGGCUGAUUCGGAAAUCGUCCUUGUGGAAGACCCAUAUACCGAGAAAGAAUCCCGCAUGCACGUUAUCCGAAUGAGGGAGCUGGUCGGAGCUGCAGGCGACCGUGUCGACAACCUCCAGGGUAUCAGCGCCGGUCUGUCGCUGCACGAUUCCAUCUCCGAGGAAGCCGCUGCCGGAGAGACCGCGGAGAAGGAGCACUCAUUGUCCAAAUAUGACAUUACCGGCUCACCGUCUCUCAACACCAUCCUCCCUAGAGCAGAGGCUCCUCUUCCCAAGACCGUCAAGUCGAUUUCGCUAUCCCCAUGGAACCCUGUCCCCUACCAUCUCCGCCAAAAGGGUCACCUGCUCUACCUCCAGGUCACCACCAACGAGGGAGAGCAAUUCCAGAUCACUUCUCACGUUUCUGGCUUCUUCGUGAACAAGUGCUCUAAUGCUAGGUUCGAUCCGUUCCCCAAGCCCAUGCCGAAGAAGGGCAGCGCCCACUCUCUUCUAACUCUGAUCUCUCACUUGUCUCCUUCUUUCAACGCCUCCUUCGAAGCGCUGCAGGAGGCCAACAACAAGAAGGACCUUUUGACUACUUUCCCCUUCCAGAACGCUAUACCGAACAGCCCAUGGCUCGUUGCUCCUCCUUCGUCGAGUGUGAAUGCCCACCAGCCUGAUAUCACACGGUCACAAGAGAACUACUUGAUCUCUGGUGUCGACAACGCGGAAACCUUGCGAGACUGGAAUGAGGAGUUUCAGACCACGCGAGAGUUGCCUCGUGACACCGUUCAGGACCGUGUUUUCCGAGAGCGCUUGACCUCGAAGCUAUUCGCGGAUUAUAAUGAGGCCGCGGCUCGCGGUGCCGUUCUGGUCGCCAAGGGUGAAGUUGCUCCUCUCAACCCCACCGAGGGUCGCGAUGCUCAGAUCUUUGUGUACAACAACAUCUUCUACUCCUUCGGCGCUGACGGUGUCGGAACUUUCGCUUCCGAGGGCGGCGACGAAGCUGCUCGCGUAGCUGUCGGUAAGGACGUUGUAGGAAUUAAGGCGGUCAACCAGCUGGAUAUCAACGGCCUGUUCACACCCGGAACUGUCGUCGUGGACUACCUUGGAAAGCGUAUUGUCGGCCAGAGUAUUGUGCCUGGUAUCUUCAAGCAGCGCGAACCUGGUGAGCACCAGAUUGACUACGGUGGUGUUGAAGGCAAGGACGUCGUGGCUACCCACCCUGAUUUUGCCCCUGUCUUCGAAAAACUCUCCAAGGCCCUCCGGAUCAAAAAGCACGCUGUCUGGGAUAAGGACGGCAAGCGUCAUGAUCUCGAAGGCAGUGUUGAGACCAAGGGUUUGCUUGGUACGGACGGCAGAAAAUAUGUGCUCGACCUCUACCGCGUUACUCCUUUGGAUGUCACGUGGCAGGAAGAAGAAGGAAGCGAUGCCUACCCUCAUAACAUGGCAGUUUUGAGAUUGGAACUUGUUGAAUCCUACUGGAGGCACAAGAUGAGCCAGUAUGUAAAGGCUGAGGUUGAGCGCCGUCGCGCCGCCAAGGCUGAGGAAGCUGCUUCUAAGGAGAAGUCUGAAGAAAAGGCUGAAUCGAAGGAGGAAGGUUCCGAAGAGAAGAGUGAGGAGGCAAUGGACCAGGAGCGGGUUGACAUCUCUGGAUUCUCUCUUGCAUUGAACCCUGACGUCUGCAGUGGCCAGAUCCCUCAGACCGACGAAGAAAAGGAGCAGUGGGCCCAGGAUGAGAAGGAGGUCCGUGAGACUUGCGACUUCCUCCGUUCCAAGGUGAUGCCUGAGCUGAUCCAGGAUCUCCACGACGGUGAUGUCGGCUUCCCUAUGGAUGGACAGUCUCUUAGCCAGCUUCUGCACAAGCGUGGUAUCAACAUCCGCUACCUUGGCAAGUUGGCUCAGAUGUCCAAGGAGAAGGGCGCCCGUUUGGAUGCUUUGACCAUCCUGCUUGUCCAGGAAAUGGUUGCUCGUGCCUUUAAGCACAUUGCCAACAGUUACUUGCGCAACGUGGCUGCGCCAUUUACCGCCUCCUGCAUUGCCCACCUCCUGAACUGUCUCCUGGGUGCUGAUGUCAACUCGAACCCUCAAGCUGAUAUCGACGCAUCUCUGCGGGAGAUCUAUCCAGAGGCUGACUUCUCUUUCGAGAAGGUUACUCCGGCGACUCUGCGGGCUGAUAUUGAGAAGCAUGUCUCUGUCCGGUAUCGUUUCACCCCUGAGCCUGAGUGGUUCAACUCUUUGCGACACCUGCAGCUUCUUCGUGAUGUCUCCAUCAAGCUUGGUCUCCAGCUUAGCGCCCGCGAGUACGCUUUUGCGAAGUCCCAACUUCCCGCUAAGGUUCCUGCUACCAACAGCCCCAGCCAAGAGGACGGCAAAAAGAAGAAGAAGAAGGGCGGCGAUUCCAAGUCUCCGGCUCGUGCUGCCUCUCCAGAGAAACCUGCUGUAUCCAUCGUUCCUGACGACAUUGUCAACAUCGUGCCUCUGGUCAAGGAUGCCUCGCCCCGGAGCUCCCUUGCUGAAGAGGCUCUGGAAGCUGGACGUAUCUCCCUUAUGCAGAACCAGAAGCAGCUGGGCCAGGAGCUCAUUCUGGAAUCCCUGUCCCUGCAUGAGCAGAUCUACGGCAUCCUCCACCCAGAAGUUGCCAAGCUCUACCACCAGCUGUCCAUGCUUUACUACCAGACUGAUGAGAAGGAAGCUGCUGUCGAGCUGGCUCGGAAGGCUGUUAUCGUUACUGAGCGCACUCUCGGUGUUGAUUCGGCCGACACCAUCUUGAGCUACCUUAACCUUAGUCUGUUUGAGCAUGCCUCUGGAAACACCAAGACUGCUUUGGUUUAUAUUAAGCACGCUAUGGAUCUGUGGAAGAUUAUCUAUGGACCCAACCACCCCGAUUCCAUCACCACCAUGAACAACGCCGCUGUAAUGCUGCAGCACCUCAAGCAGUACUCAGACUCUCGGAAGUGGUUCGAGGCUUCAUUGACUGUGUGCGAGUCCCUCUUUGGCAAACAAUCCAUCAACACUGCUACUAUUCUGUUCCAGCUGGCACAGGCUCUUGCUCUUGACCAAGACUCCAAGGGAGCUGUUGGCAAGAUGCGCGAUGCCUACAACAUCUUCCUUAGCCAACUGGGUCCUGAUGACCGCAACACUAAGGAAGCUGAGACAUGGCUGGAGCAGCUCACCCAGAAUGCUGUCUCUAUCGCCAAGCAUGCCAAGGACAUCCAGGCCCGCCGUCUGCGCCGUAUCAAUAUGAACACCCGCACUCUUGGUACUAAGGUCCAGCCUCAAGUCGGCCAGUCCGCACCUUCCGCAUCGGGAGCCAGCUCUGCCAACCCUUCAUUGGACUCGCGAAGCAUUGAUGAGUUGCUGAAGUUCAUCGAAGGUGGUGAUACCAGCUCUUCUCGGUCCAAGCAGAAGAAGCGUGCUGCCGCUAGCAACCCCAAGCUUCGUGGCUCGAAGAAGUCAUCAGCUUGA
Messenger RNA from Aspergillus bombycis, 3750 nucleotides. RefSeq names its product translation initiation factor 3 subunit CLU1. Gene Ontology annotation, molecular function: mRNA binding; protein binding. The coding region runs from base 1 to 3750 and encodes 1249 amino acids. The record is from RefSeq and is a predicted model, not a curated record. Gene Ontology annotation, cellular component: cytoplasm. Gene Ontology annotation, biological process: intracellular distribution of mitochondria. NCBI's taxonomy places the organism in Eukaryota, Fungi, Ascomycota, Eurotiomycetes, Eurotiales, Aspergillaceae. The transcript has 4 exons.